AUGUGGUCAAUACCGAGCUGCUUGAGCCUCGCGCUCGUUGUGAGCCAAGUACAAGCACUCUACUUCUACCUCGACGGACCGACACAAAAGUGCUUCUUCGAGGUGCUGCCAAAGGACACGUUGGUAGUUGGUAUGUCGAAACAAUCCGUCGCAUUGGCAAGGCACUGCACUCCGAUACUGAUGAGCUGGAUCAGGACACUUCAAAGCGACGCAAUGGAACGAACAGGCACGGUCCUACCAACCCAAUCCUGACAUGGUACCUUCAAUCCUCCUCCUUACCCCCAAUGCCAUCCCUAACAUAGCUACCUUCAGGGCGUCUUCAUAACCGUCGACGAAGUCUUCGACUUCGUCAAAGAUCACCGCGUCGUCUCUCAGCGCGGUGCCGCUGAAGGCAAAUUCACCUUCACAGCCGCCGAUUCCGGCGAACAUCGCCUCUGCUUCACACCCACCAACGUUGGCGCAACCCACGGCUUCCUCUUCAGCGGCUACGCAGUCGGCGGAAUCAAAUUCGAACUCGACAUGGCGAUCGGCGAGACUACCCAGAUCGAAAGCGCGGAUAAGAGCAAGAUCGACUCGGUAGUACAGAAGGUCAGGGACCUGAACGCGAGAUUGCAAGAUGUCAGGCGGGAGCAGGUUUUCCAGCGGGAGCGAGAAGCAGAGUUCAGAGACCAGAGCGAGAGUGUCAAUGCGAGAGUGGCUCGGUGGGCGCUGCUUCAGUGCGUUGUGCUGGGCUUGACUUGCGCUUGGCAGUUGACCUAUCUGAGGGCGUUCUUUAUCAAGCAGAAGCUCACAUAG
This is a messenger RNA of Lecanosticta acicola, 795 nucleotides long. The record is from the annotation of a GenBank genome assembly. Lineage: Eukaryota; Fungi; Ascomycota; Dothideomycetes; Mycosphaerellales; Mycosphaerellaceae.